UCAGUUUGGGGCCACUGUCAAAAUAUUUCGUUCUGAUAAUGGCGGGAAAUACAUAGAUUCUGGGUUAGGACAAUAUUUCUCUACUCAUGGCAUUAUCCAUCAGACCUCUUGCACAAAUACCCCUCAACAAAAUGGGAUGGCCGAACGCAAGAAUCGGCAUCUUCUUGACAUGGCUCGGUGCAUGUGUUUUUUUAUGAAUGUGCCUCGGCCCUAUUGGGCCGACGCUGUUCUCACCGCUGCCCAUCUUAUUAAUCAUCUCCCUACCCAGGUCUUGGACAAACAGGCUCCGCUUCACGUCCUCCUCGGUUCUCCGUCCUUGUUUUCUAUUCCUCCCAAAAUAUUUGGUUGUCUGUUUUGUCCAUAAUCACUCUCCCUCUCGUGGUAAGUUGGACCCUCGCUCCCUCAAAUGUGUUUUCCUUGGUUACUCUCCUACUCAAAAGGGGUAUAAAUGUUACCACCCUUCUUCUCGUAAGUGGUUUGUGUCCAUGGAUGUACCUUUCUUUGAGUCCCAGUCCUAUUUCUUGUCCUCUCCGGUGUCACCGUCCUCAUUUCCGGGGGAGCCUUGGUGUGAAGUGAGUCCUGUGCCUCCUAUGGUGGAACCAGUUCCUGUGCCUCCUAUGGUGGAACCAGUUGUUCUUGCACCCCCCUAUUCUACUGGGACUAUCGAACCCACUGUCACCAAGAAUAAAGACGGGCAUGUUUAUGUUCGGGACAUAGAUAGAAAACCAGUUAACUGGAUACACGGGACCGUUUCUGCUACUCCACUGCCAUCUCCUGCUUCUGAUGAGAGUCUGGGUAACUUUGAAUCUCUUGAGUCCAUUGAUCUUGAUGUUCCUAUUGCCAAGAGGAAGGGUGUGAGAUCUUGUACUCAACAUCCUAUCUCACAGCUUGUAUCAUACUCUCAUUUGCCAUCCUCAUAUAGAACAUUUGUGUCCAAUAUUUCCUCUGUUAGCAUUCCUAACCAUUUUCAGGAUGCUCUUGCUACCUCUGAGUGGAAACUAGCCACGAUUGAGGAAAUGAAAGCACUUAGGAAGAAUGGCACUUGGGAAUUAACUGAGUUACCUACGGGCAAACGACCUGUGGGCUGUAAAUGGGUAUAUACUGUGAAACACAAAGCAGAUGGGUCUAUUGAGCGUUACAAGGCAAGACUUGUGGCAAAAGGGUUUACUCAGACAUAUGGCAUUGAUUAUCAGGAGACCUUCGCACCCGUGGCUAAGAUGAAUUCAGUCAGAGUACUUCUCUCUCUAGCAGCUAAUCUAGAUUGGCCGCUUUAUCAGUUUGAUGUCAAGAAUGCUUUUCUCCAUGGUGACCUCGAAGAAGAAGUAUAUAUGGACAUUCCUCCGGGUUUUGAGGAUCAUCAAACAGAAGGGAAAGUAUGCAAACUUCGGAAGUCAUUAUAUGGUCUCAAACAGUCUCCAAGAGCUUGGUUCAAGAGAUUCACUCAAGCUAUGUUUAAAUAUGGCUUCAAACAGAGUCAGGCAGAUCACACCUUGUUUGUGAAAUAUUCCUCACAUGGUAAGACUAUAGCACUUAUUGUUUAUGUAGAUGACAUAGUUCUUACAGGCAAUGAUAGUGGGAAAAUUCCUCUGUUAAUGAAAUAUUUAGCUAAAGAGUUUGAAAUCAAAGACUUGGGAAGCUUGAAGUAUUUUCUGGGAAUUGAAAUUCACUUUGAUGCUGUCAUGAGAAUCUUGAGGUAUUUGAAGUCUGCUCCUGGUAAGGGUCUGUAUUUUUCAAAUGCGCUCUCACAACCUGAUGAUGAUGACCCUUUGCGUAGUCAAUGGAUUUCUAAGAAUGCUUUGGUUACGACUUGGCUGAUUAAGUCCAUGCAACCUACCAUUAGUCGGACUUUUCUUUUAUUGGAUACCACCGCUUAUAAGAUUUGGACUGCUGCAGCACAGAUAUACUCACAACAAGGUAAUGAUGCACAGGCAUAUGAGUUGAGGAAGAAGAUUCAAGGUUUGGAUCAGAAGAACAGAUUGCUCGCGAUGUACUAUGUUGAGUUGAGUAACUUGUGGCAAGAACUCGAUUAUUACCAGAGUUUCCAGGCUAUUUGUUCCAAGGAUGCCACUUUAUUUCAGCAAACCGUGGAGAAUGAGCGUGUGUAUAACUUCCUUGCUGGUCUUAAUUUGCAGUAUGAUCAGAUUCAUGUUCAAGUAGGGAUCAUGGGGUUAGUGGAGGCUGCUCUCAUAGAUGCUUAUCUUGACCACGCUGGGAUGCUGCUCAUCACAAGUGUUCUUUACAGCAAUGAUGUCAAGGUGAGGAAGGAUGAUUUUUUCUUCUUCCACACGGGAAGAAUGAGGAAACAAUUUGUGGAGUUGCGCCAAGAGUUGGUGGAAACUGAGGAGCUUCGUUGUUCAGAGUUUGAGAGAAGAUUAUGUGAUGAUAUCCGGGGGAGGAUUGUCGGGGCUUGGCAAAGAAAUUAUCAUGCACUUGUUAAAGCAGCGGCUUAUGUGGAGAUUGCAGUCUUAGUCAUGGAACAGAGUGGGGAGGAAGCUAUUUCAGUGACUCUUGCAGCUCGGGGUCAUGGGUUGUGUUUCUUUGUCUCUCUACUGCUCAUGAUGUUUGGGAUGCGGUUUCCCAAACCUAUUUUGUGGGCAAGGAUGCUUCACAGAUGUAUGAACUCCGAUGUCGGUCUGAUGAGACACGCCAGAAUGGAAUUGGACUACCUUCGUUUGAGUGCAAUGAAGUGUGCCACAGAUGCUGCCACCCAAAAAAAGAAGAUUGAGAAGGAUCGUUUAUAUGAUUUUUUGGCUGGUCUUAAUCCUAGUUUGGACCAGGUUUGGAGUCAAGUCUUGGCUCAAGAUCCUCUUCCCAGUGUCCGUAAUGCUUUUGCUUUUGUACGUUGUGAAGAGCUUCGUCAGACUACUAAAAAAUCUGACUCUCUCUAA
Molecule: messenger RNA, 2888 nt
Organism: Camellia sinensis
Lineage: Eukaryota; Viridiplantae; Streptophyta; Magnoliopsida; Ericales; Theaceae
Source: RefSeq, a predicted model, not a curated record